Molecule: messenger RNA, 1920 nt
Organism: Engraulis encrasicolus (European anchovy)
Lineage: Eukaryota; Metazoa; Chordata; Actinopteri; Clupeiformes; Engraulidae
Product: tRNA selenocysteine 1-associated protein 1-like
Exons: 7
Coding region: 230-913 (227 amino acids)
Biological process (GO): selenocysteine incorporation
Cellular component (GO): nucleus
Molecular function (GO): tRNA binding
Source: RefSeq, a predicted model, not a curated record
CAACGAUGCAUUAUUUCAGCUACUUCAUGCCCAUCUAGGGCACACUUAGACAAGCGUUCGGUGAGGAGAGGCUCAGUUCGCAACGCUAGAAGACGAUACCAUUAGGCUAGAACAAGAGGCCGAAAGGCACGACGGCACACAUAGCAAUUAUUGUUUACUUGGGAAAGUUUACAGCUGCAGCUAGCUGGCAUGACAACAACCACUGUGACUGCUACAUCUCGAGCCCUACAUGGACGAGAAAUUCAUAUCUCGUGCCUUUGCCACAAUGGGAGAACUGGCUGUGAACGUUCGGAUAAUCCGAAAUAAAACGAACUGGGGUGCAGCAGGCUACUGUUUUGUGGAGUUCCCAGAUGAAGCCACAGCUGAAAGGUGCCUACGGAAGAUCAACGGGAGGUUGAUCCCUGGUGCCACCCCGCCAAGGAAGUUCAAGCUGAAUUACGCUACCUAUGGAAGCAGAGGAGAGACAAGCAGCAGAGGCAGAGGUGGCUACACAGACAACAGCUACAGCCAACCUUACUCCUACAAUGACAACCAGUACUACCCGCCUGCGCCGCCCUACCCCCAGCAGUACCCAGACUACUACUCAAGCUGGGGCUACAACCAGAGCACAGGAGGCUACAAUGGAUACGACUACAGCCAGUUUAACUACACUGAGCCGCCACCACAGUUGCCUGAAAAGGUUGAAAAAGUCGACAAAGAAAAAGUGGAGAAAGAGGACAACAAGAAAACGGAAGAGAACAACAACAGCAACCACCAGGAAGAGGAAUCAAUCAGUAAACACGCCAGAGAGAAGUUUGACGUGGCUGCAGCCAACAGGCGAUACAUGGUGGACAGCGAGGAGCUGUAUGACGCCCUCAUAGAAUGCCACUGGCCCACACAGAACACACUGGCGGACAUUAGCAGUAUGGCCUAGGUCUAAUUGAAGCCCUCUCAGCCAGCCCCUUAACAUUAUGGACUGAAACUCCCGACACAAACUCUAGCCUUGCCUCAUCCGGGCUCACUGGAACUAAAACCUUGUUGGUUGAAGUGGAGUGGAGUGGAAAGAAGAUGCGCGCACACCAUAAUAGGUCAUGUCAUACCUAUGUGUUUUCCUCACCUGUCACAGGAAGUGGCCAGUGGUGUGUGUGUGUGUGUGCGCGCACGCGUGUGUGUGAGAGAGAAAAAUAAAUGUCUUGGGACACAGUCCUCAGGAAUAGAAGAAACAAGCGAAAUAAACUGAACGUGAACAAGACUCCACAUGUUAUUUUCAUGAUGGGAUAUUGUUCAUUGGCUGUUUUGUUUAAAACCAUUCAGCAAGACCCUUUUUUAAGAGUGUUUCUCCUUAUGCCCUGUAAAUUGCUUUUAUGAUGUCGGUGCUAGAGUAACGGUGACUUGUCCAUCUUGCUCUUGGCACUCCGUGUGGAUAUGUCGCGGUGGACAUUUUUGAUGGUGCAGAGAUGGGAUAUUUGCACAUGCUGUGACUCACUGUGUUAAUGCCUGUACAUGAACAAAGCCUACAUGGGGCUUCAAAUCCGGCCUGUGUCAUUUUAUAUCUGUACUCCAACUCUCUGUACCCCUCAUUGCCUUCCAUAACCUUCACUGUCCUGACACCUCACCAUCCGCCUCCUUUAAAGGGUAGUAGAGGGCAGAAAAAGAUACAAGAGACAUGUCAGUUUUUCUUCCACACUGACAGUCAAGUAGUUGUUGCAGCCACAGAUCUAGAGGUCUUCUAUUCAGAUCUGUGGUUGCAACUGUAUGAGCGUUGUUAUGAGCAGUCAAUCGGCCCUCCACAUGGAAAUUCCAAAUGGAGCAAUCUCCACAAAUCAGCUUUGAGAGAGUUGACAGGCCAUGGACAUCUUAUGAAGAUUUAUUUUCAUUUUUCAUUUUUUGGUAUUGUAGAAUUGCUUUUGAAUUGACUGGGAAUAAAUAUUCGAAAAGCGA